Molecule: messenger RNA, 1943 nt
Organism: Phytophthora nicotianae INRA-310
Lineage: Eukaryota; Oomycota; Peronosporomycetes; Peronosporales; Peronosporaceae
Product: choline dehydrogenase
Exons: 1
Coding region: 210-1943 (577 amino acids)
Molecular function (GO): oxidoreductase activity, acting on CH-OH group of donors; flavin adenine dinucleotide binding
Source: RefSeq, a predicted model, not a curated record
UGAACUUAAGUUUUGAGGUGUAAACUUCUCGCCAUGGAUUGGUGUGGGAUAUCUGCUUCAAGAUGUGCCAUACAAAAGUUAGUAUUACGAGGCCAUUUGGCACGGUACUUGGUGCGUGAUCACACGAACGUGGCAUCACUCACGUUGAGCUUCAACACCCUUGUAUUCUUCGCUCACUUUACGCUUCUCCUCAUCGAGUUCGCUUCUGGAUGAUCCGUCACGUUAUUCACCGAAGUGCUUCCAGUCUACGAACCACCCAAGAAUUCGACUAUGUCAUCGUCGGUGGAGGUUCGGCCGGGUGUGUCCUCGCCAACCGACUGAGUGCCGAUGCGUCCAACUCCGUGCUGCUGGUGGAGACUGGACCCAAAGACCGUGGGCUUUUCGACUCCAUUCGACUGGCGAUGCCUGCCAUGUUGACUGCCAACCUCAUCGAUGACCGGUACAAUUGGAACUACGUCACAGAACCGCAACAACAUUUAAACGGACGUCGCCUGACAUGGCCCAGGGGACGAGUUCUAGGCGGUUCCUCUUCUAUUAACGCGAUGAUCUACAAUCGAGGUCAUGCACUGGACUACGACGACUGGCAACAGGCUGGAGCCGACGGAUGGAGCUACGCAGACUGCUUGCCAUACUUUAAGAAGGCUCAGACCCAUUCACUCGGAGCUGACGAGUAUCGUGGAGGUGAUGGCCCGUUAAACGUAACCAGAAGAUUACAGCGAGACCAGCCGUUGUACCAAGUAUUCCUCGACGCUGCGAUGCAGGCAGGGUAUCCAUUCACAGACGACGUGAACGGAUACCAACAGGAAGGUGUAGGCUGGUUGGAUCAUACGAUCCACAACGGACAGAGAUGCAGUGCUUCUGCUGCGUAUCUGACAGACUCUGUACUAGCACGAGAGAACUUGAGUGUUGUUACUGAUACGUUUGUGAACAAAGUGGUGUUUGAAGGGAAGAAGGCCGUCGGAAUCGAGACUGAGCCGAUCAAAGCUGAUGGAAACCCGCCGACCCAAAUCCGAGCGAAAGAGGUGAUUCUGUCGAGUGGAGCGAUCAAUUCUCCACAGUUAUUGAUGUUAUCCGGUGUGGGAGACGCCGAGCAUUUGAAAAAGGUCGGAACACCCUUAGUACACCACCUCCCAGCAGUAGGACAGAACAUGGAGGAACAUCUCGGCGUUUACUUGCAUGUAGCAUGCAAGAAACCUGUGACGCUGUACCAUGCAACACCCCAUUUCCCACACAAGAUGGUGUGGAUGGGGAUCCAGUGGCUGGUGUCCAAGACUGGCAUGGGCACCUCGUCACACAUUGAAGUCGGCGGGUUUUUCCGCAGUGCACCGGGCAAACGCCAUCCUGAUCUUAAGUGGCAAUUCCUGCCCGGUGCAAGUGACGAAAACCGGCAACUCUUGCGUGACGGCCACGCUAUGAUGCUUCAUUGUACCCCGCUACGCGCAACGAGUCGAGGAUACAUCAAACUGCGUAGUGCAAACCCGCGAGAUAGUCCCGUUAUUCAGCCUAAUUACUUGGCAACGGAGACUGAUCGUGUGGACAUGCGCAAUGGCGUGAGAUUGACGCGAGAAGUGCUAAAACAACGAGCAUUUGAUGAAUAUCGCGGCGAAGCGAUAUCUCCAACUGAUGAAGUGCAGUCUGAUGCUGAAAUUGACGCGUGGAUUCGACAAUAUGCUAGUACGGAUUACCAUCCGUCGAGCACGAAUCGAAUGGGUAAAGAGGCCGAUAAAGGCACGGUAGUGGACGCUCAAACACGCGUUCAUGGCUUGGAAGGACUGCGUGUAGUGGACGCGUCGAUCAUGCCCAACAACGUCAGUGGAAACCUCAACGCACCCACUAUUAUGCUCGCUGAAAAAGCUGCUGAUAUUAUCCUCGGCAAACCGCCGCUACCCAAGCUCGAUGCUCCGGUGUAUGCAGCUAAGAACUGGGAGACAAGUCAGCGAUGA